UAGUGUCAUUAUUUAACCCAUGACGCUAACAUGUACAUUUAUCCGCGACUUUUAACAAACUAAUAUGCUGAAAUGAGCUGACAUUAUGAUACCUCUUCACUUUUGAGAACUUCUUUGAACUCCCGCUUAAUUCUUUGCACUGCAAUGUUGGUCAUUGUGUACGCCGAGAUGAUGUUUGCUCCUCCCGGAUCAAUUUUUAAGACAUGGCAGAAGGGGGCUUUGACCCUUGUGAAUGCAUCUGCACUCAUGAGGCUGCAAUGAGGCGUCUCAUCAACCUGCUCAGGAAUUCUCAGUCCUACUGUACAGACACAGAGUGUCCACUGGAGUUACCUGGGCCAAGUGGUGGAGGGCCGGGUGGUAUAGGAGAGCUCACUCUCCCCAUGAUUGCUAUGGGAUGGAUGGUGCUGGCUCUAAUGCUGUUCCUGCUGCGACCUUCUAGUCUAAGGGGUCGCUCCUCCACAGGGAAGUCUGGUGGACCAUACAAUAGAGACGGAAGAGAGCCACCAGCGCCUCCUGUUGACUAGCAAAGGAAAGGCAGUGCUCAACCACCUGCUGUGACUGCUGCACUUGUCAAGCUACCACAGGGAUAAUACCAGCUCCACAUCAGCCUUCAUUUUAAGAUCUUAUUUUCCUUUUAUUCUAUUUACAAUGUAAAGUAGAGUAGAUCUUUUAUGACUUCCCUCACUAGAACCCAACUUGUAUAUUUUUUAGGUUAGCUUGUCAAAAAAAUGUACAAAAAAACGCUUUGUAUAGUUGUAUAUUUAAUUAUUGUAUACACACUGUUAUGCUGCUAAUCUAUAGACCUAAAGUAUGCAUCAGCUUUAACACAACUCUUUGGUAGGGAGGCUGUUCCAAGUUGAAACGGUGCCAGUUAAUUUGAAUUGUAGACAGCCACACUAUUUGUAAUUGUCAUUUCUAAUUAAAUGUACUCUUAAAUUUUGUGUUUGUUUAAUUCAAAUUUAAAGUCAUUCCAUACAUUUAUGGCCUGUAAAAUAAAGGACUACUCAAUAAUUGUUGGUAUAUUU
Molecule: messenger RNA, 1025 nt
Organism: Doryrhamphus excisus (bluestripe pipefish)
Lineage: Eukaryota; Metazoa; Chordata; Actinopteri; Syngnathiformes; Syngnathidae
Gene: smim14
Product: small integral membrane protein 14
Cellular component (GO): endoplasmic reticulum
Source: RefSeq, a predicted model, not a curated record